GCCUCAGUCAGAGCGAGAAAGUGCCGGGGUAGCGGGGCUGCGGCUGCUCCGCCUGAAACUUCUGAGUAACAUCAACAGGGGGAGGGGAGGGCGGGCGGCGGUGGAGGAGGAAGGUGGUGGUGGGGGGAAGGUUAGCCAGCAGCGCAGCCCUAUCCGCCUCUCCCUCAUAAACCAGCCUGUGUUGGGCUGAGCAGGCCCCUCACACAAAGGAGGGCAGGGCAGGCAGGGCUGCCCCCCCUUCCCCCCCGCCUCGGCAGAGGGGCAGCGGGGAGGCGCCCUUCCCCGUGCACAGCACUCACAGCCACUUACUCCUCUCCCGUCCCCCGUCUUCUCUCUCUCUUCCCCCCCUUCCCCUCACCUCCCCCCGACGGUUCUCCCCUCAGCCCCCCGCCCGCUGUCCAUGUAGCCGUCCGGCCGCCGGCCCCUCCGCACUAUGCCCAUCUUACUCUUCCUGAUAGACACGUCCGCCUCCAUGAACCAGCGCACCCAUCUGGGCACCACCUAUCUGGACAUAGCCAAAGGCGCUGUAGAGACUUUCAUGAAGCUCCGAGCCCGGGACCCGGCCAGCAGGGGAGACAGGUACAUGCUGGUCACUUUCGAGGAGCCUCCCUACGCUAUCAAGGCUGGCUGGAAGGAAAACCAUGCAACGUUUAUGAAUGAACUGAAAAACCUUCAAGCUGAAGGACUUACGACUCUUGGCCAGUCCCUAAGGACAGCUUUUGAUUUAUUAAACUUAAAUAGAUUAGUAACUGGCAUAGACAACUAUGGGCAGGGACGGAACCCUUUUUUUCUGGAGCCAGCAAUAAUUAUAACAGUUACUGAUGGAAGUAAAUUAACUACUACCAGUGGGAUACAGGAAGAGCUCCAUUUACCUCUCAAUUCUCCUUUACCUGGAAGUGAGUUGACUAAGGAACCCUUUCGAUGGGAUCAGAGAUUAUUUGCUUUGGUUCUUCGUUUGCCUGGUAUUACAGCACCAGAAUCAGAACAGAUGACAGGGGUGCCUGUGGAUGACUCUGCUAUCACACCUAUGUGUGAAGUCACAGGAGGUCGAUCAUAUUGUGUGUGCUCUCCAAGAAUGCUGAAUCAAUGUCUUGAGUCAUUGGUGCAAAAAGUGCAAAGUGGAGUGGUAAUAAAUUUUGAAAAAGCAGGACCAGAUCCCUCACCAAUUGAUGAUGGGCAGGUGGAGAUAUCCAGACCCUUUGGACCCCAACCUUGGCACAGCUGUCACAAACUUAUCUAUGUCAGACCAAACCCUAAAACUGGGGUUCCUAUAGGACAUUGGCCUGUUCCUGAAUCCUUUUGGCCAGAUCAAAAUUCUCCAACACUGCCACCUCGCACAUCUCAUCCUGUGGUGAAAUUUUCCUGUACUGACUGUGAACCGAUGGUCAUUGACAAACUGCCUUUUGAUAAAUAUGAAUUAGAACCUUCACCACUGACCCAGUUUAUCCUGGAAAGAAAAUCCCCUCAGACCUGCUGGCAGGUGUAUGUGAGCAAUAGUGCAAAAUACAGUGAACUUGGUCAUCCUUUUGGUUACUUGAAAGCUAGUACAGCGCUGAAUUGUGUGAAUUUAUUUGUGAUGCCUUACAAUUACCCAGUCCUGCUUCCACUGCUAGAUGACUUGUUUAAAGUACACAAGGCAAAGCCUACGUUGAAAUGGCGUCAGUCAUUUGAAAGCUAUUUGAAGACAAUGCCUCCUUAUUAUCUUGGGCCUUUGAAGAAAGCUGUGAGAAUGAUGGGAGCACCAAACCUUAUAGCUGACAAUGUGGAAUAUGGACUUAGUUACAGUGUCAUUUCAUAUCUCAAAAAGUUGAGUCAGCAGGGGAUUACUGGGGAAAUUCCUCAUAGACCUCUAGACCUCAAUAUGAAGGAGUAUGCUGGGUUCCAAAUAGCUUUGCUGAAUAAGGAUUUGAAACCUCAGACAUUUAGAAAUGCUUAUGACAUACCCAGAAGAAAUCUUUUGGAUCAGUUAACACGAAUGAGAUCUAAUUUAUUGAAGAGUACUUGCAAGUUCCUCAAAGGACAAGAUGAAGAUCAAGUUCACAGCGUACCUAUAGCACAAAUGGGGAACUACCAGGAGUAUCUAAAACAGAUACCUUCUCCACUCCGAGAACUUGAUCCUGAUCAACCACGAAGGCUUCAUACAUUUGGCAAUCCAUUCAAAUUGGACAAAAAGGGAAUGAUGAUAGAUGAAGCAGAUGAAUUCGUAUCAGGACCUCAAAAUAAACACAAAAGACCUGGAGAACCAAAUAUGCAAGGGAUUCCAAAAAGGCGACGUUGUAUGUCCCCCCUGCUCAGAGGGCGACCACAAACUCUUCCAGUUGUCAAUAACCACAUUGGAGGGAAAGGGCCUCCAACACCAAUUGCACAAGCACAGCCUGACCUUAUUAAACCCAUUGCUAUUCACAAAACAUCAGAAACAAAUAAUGAAGUUGGAGUUAAUGAUGUCAUUGAGAAUCACAGUACAAAUGCCCUUUCAUCGGAUGUUUUCCCAAAUGCUGUGGAUUCAGAGUUUUCACUGUCCUCUUCACCAUUUAAUUCAUUGGAUCGACCAGCAUGUCAUACAGGGGAUAUAGGCCACGAACAUUUAGGGAAUAAUUUGAAUGUUGAUGGGUUUUUGGAGAAUCAUGAGGAAUCAGGUAGUAAAGAGCAAAGUCCGGAAGAGAACUUGACAAUGUCUUCACCUAGCAAAGGGAAAAAACCAGUGCACUGCAGGAGUUCCAGAGAGAUCAAUAUAGAGCUAAGAGCACAAAUUAUGAAAGAGAUCCGAAAACCAGGAAGGAAAUAUGAAAGAAUCUUCUUUUUGCUGAAGCACGUUCAAGGAAGCUUACAAACACGGCUGAUAUUUUUACAGAAUGUUAUAAAAGAAGCUUCAAGGUUUAAAAAACGAAUGCUGAUAGAACAGCUUGAGAGUUUUCUGGAAGAAAUCCAUCGCAGAUCCAAUCAGGUCAACCAUAUCAAGAGCAGCUAAGAAACUGCACCUGACAGAGCCACAGCAGGGCACUGCUGUUCUUACUUGCAUUCAUUUUUGACAUGCACUCUUAUUUCAAGUUCCUGUACCUGAAAGAAUGAGAAGCUGCUCAAUAAAAUGAUGAGAAGUAUCAAUCAUCCUUUUUUUUCCUUCACUUCUGUUAUUUUUGUAAUGUGAAAAAUACUACAAAAACGUUUUUAUUUAACUAAAUUGAGAACUUCUUGCUUGUCAUGGACAUAAGUGUCACUUGCCCUCAGGUUCUAUUUUUCUUAAUCUAACCUUCAAAACUAUCACCUCUUAAGGUUGAACUUUGCCAAAAAGUUGCUUUGUAAUUUUCAAAAAGAAAAAAAGCA
Passer montanus (Eurasian tree sparrow) is the source of this 3321-nucleotide messenger RNA. It is a transcript of the gene INTS6, whose product is annotated as integrator complex subunit 6. Gene Ontology annotation, biological process: snRNA 3'-end processing. The record is from RefSeq and is a predicted model, not a curated record. The transcript has 18 exons. The coding region runs from base 434 to 2968 and encodes 844 amino acids. Gene Ontology annotation, cellular component: integrator complex. Lineage: Eukaryota; Metazoa; Chordata; Aves; Passeriformes; Passeridae.